Molecule: messenger RNA, 333 nt
Organism: Porites evermanni
Lineage: Eukaryota; Metazoa; Cnidaria; Anthozoa; Scleractinia; Poritidae
Source: the annotation of a GenBank genome assembly
AUGGCUCUGCCAAAAUCUAUGAGCAGCGAUCACAUAUCCAUGGCCGAAAAUUCUGCAAAACAGGUGCGAUGGUCCAUUGACCUGGAAGAAGUAUUUUACUUCACACCACAAAAGCCUCGUAGGAAAAGCAUCACUGAAAGAUUACGAGAUUUUAAGGAAAAGGCGAAUGACUACUUGGCUGAUAGAACAUUUCUCCCUAAAGUGCACUUUAUAAACAGAGGUUCGCGCCGAGACUCGACGUUUAGGAGAUAUUCAGUGGACUUAGAGGCCGACCUUAACAGACAGUGGGACGAACUGUUUAAGCUAUACAGCGAGCGAGUAAUCAGUGACUAA